This is a messenger RNA of Funneliformis geosporum, 325 nucleotides long. Lineage: Eukaryota; Fungi; Glomeromycota; Glomeromycetes; Glomerales; Glomeraceae. The record is from the annotation of a GenBank genome assembly.
AGUUUUUAAACCUAAGCGAAAGUUUACUUUCCAACCUUCCAUCGGACUGGGAAGUGUUAGAGCCACCAGCUGAAAGAUGCUUGCACUCAAUUGCAAUGCUGGAUAAGAAAGGAUUGAAGAAGGUAGCCAAAACCGUAAUACAUCAUGGUGUUUGUGGUGCUAUAAAUAAGGUUCGAAAGAUUUUGACUACUUCGAACAAAGUUGAAGAUGAAAACCCCUUCCUUGACUCUCCACCUACUGAAAUCACAACUACCGAUAAUUUUUUUCAAGAUGGAGAUUAUAAACACCCAGAUGUCUGUUACAUCAUUGAACUUCUUCACUAUAC